This is a messenger RNA of Alternaria rosae, 1644 nucleotides long. RefSeq lists its product as uncharacterized. The record is from RefSeq and is a predicted model, not a curated record. Gene Ontology annotation, molecular function: protein binding. NCBI's taxonomy places the organism in Eukaryota, Fungi, Ascomycota, Dothideomycetes, Pleosporales, Pleosporaceae. Bases 1 to 1644 code for a protein of 547 amino acids. The transcript is spliced from 2 exons.
AUGCUUAGGCCAGCCGAGAGCGGACUCUUGCGUCUUGUCGAUGAACUCCUUCUCAACAUCAUCGACCACGUCGAGAGUCAGGAUGCCCUUUGCAACCUCGCCGCGACGUGCACGCGGUUUCAAGGUCUCGUUGAACCCUACAUCUGGCGCAAACUAGAGGUCUUGACGGGAGGACAUGCGCAAAAGAUUGCCACAGCACUGGACAGCCGGGAUAAUCGGACAGAAUAUAUCCAGGAUCUGGCUAUCCGCUAUAAAGAUGACUAUCGCGAGGGGAUUGAAGAUCUGAACCAUUAUCUGAGUCUGAUGGGUAGGCUGCGUCAUCUGCAUGUCGAGAGCCCUUGCCCGAAUAACUUGGAAUGGCAACAAGGCAACAUCUACUUCGAUGGGUAUUCACGAAUUGACUACACAAAUCUGCUUGCAGCAUCAGUAUAUCCACGUUUGGGUAUGCCGAUGACACUGCCGAUGCUACAGUCGUUAACGCUCCAUGCGCAUGGUUCAGGAGACAACAAGUUCAGUUUAGGACGUGCUGUCGCGAUGUUUAAACAUCCAACUUUACGAAACAUCACAUUAUCGUGCUUGAACUUUGACGGACAGCUUCAAGUAUCCGAAUCAGAGAAGAAGACAACACCUCUUCAAUCUCUGACGCUUAUCGAAUGUAACGUCGGCGUGCCGUUCCUAGACGACGUUAUGAGCCUACCCAAAACUCUCAAGGAGCUGUCAAUUGGCGAGCGAUUGCACGUUUUCCAGGAAUGUCAGCCAUCCAUGGAUCCCAAACAUCGCACGUCCUCGUCUCGAUUUCUAGUUGCAUUGCAGAAGCAAGCACAUUCAUUGCAGCGCUUGACGCAUUGCGGUGGUCACAUUGGAUAUCUGACCCCGCGCGACACCGAUCCUGAAGGCGCCGAAAAGCUACGCUCCCUCGUUGAGCUCGAGUACCUCGAGCUAGGUUUUGAGUCGCAUCUCUACUACUACCUACGACAAAGCGGCUUCCCACCAGCGCUCAAGUCUCUAAAGAUGCUCGACUCAGCCAUCUCAAUCAACUCAGGCCACGAUCUACGCUCGCUAUCCGACAUCGCCUUCCGCUCCCUCACUUCACUCGUAGACGUCUGUCUCCCAAGAACACUGGCAGACGACUUCAUACUACAUCUCAAGUUCUCAGACCACUCUUUCUUCCGUCUCUUCGAAAUCGUCGACGCAACAGAACAAGCCCAUCUCCUUAGCGCCCUCUUCUUCGACCGCGCAGCUACCUACAAGAUCGCCUCUAUGCUCAAAUCCUACAGCACAAACGCCCACUUCCUUGUCUCGCGAGAAACCUUUCCUUCGGGGAAGUCUUUCAUUCCGCCGUACAUGCAUGGCGAAGAGUUGCCUGUCGAGGAAUUGAUGUACACGAGUAACGACUUCUGGCGCUUCAACGGCAUCAACUACCGCAUUAUGGAUGAUGAGAAUUGGAGAGAUGAGCUUAAGAAGGGGAAGAAGCUGGUUGUGUGUAAGAGGUGUCGAAGUAGGGGUUUGGGCGUGGAUGAGUGUCGUAGUUUGGGGGAUGGGUCUGCUUGCAUUCCUUGUAAGGGCACUGGUCUGGGGGUGUGCGAAUGGGAUAGGGACGAGAGUGGGGAGUUGGUCAGUGCUGGAGAUGCGAAGGCGGAGUAA